AUGGCGCAAAUCGGCAGCCGCGAGCUCAUCUACACCGUGGCCGGCAUCCUGCUGGCGGUGCUCCUGGCCUCGGCCUUUCGCACCCCCGUCAUCCGUCGCCACGGUGUCCCCCUCCGGAAACCACCAAACACACUGCCACUGCUGGGUAAUGGCAUCCUCUUCCUGCAAGCACGCCAGAAGCUGUUCGCAUGGUUCGUCAAGUGCCAGCGCCAGUUUUCCUACGAGACCUUCCAGGUCGCCGUGCCCACGCUGCCCCCGGGCGUUGUCAUCAACGAUCCGCGCAACCUCGAGUUCAUCUUCAAGAACGAGGGCAGCCUCAUCGGCAAGGGCAGCUUCGUCCGGGGCAUGCUCUGGGACCUGUUUGGCCACGGCAUCGUCAAUGCCGACGGCGACGUCUGGCGCACCCAGCGCAAGGCCGGCCUGAGUUUCUUGAACACGGCCAACAUCCGCGUCCUCACCGACAUUGCCCUGCCGCAGUAUUUGGCCGACACGCUGCGCCAUUUGCGGGUGCAGGCAGAGACGGACGAGCAGCCAGUUGACCUGCAGGCCGUCUUCCACGAGCUCACCUCGUGCAUCAUGGGCCGCAUGGCCUACAACAUGGAGAUGCAUGCCGACGACGAGUUCACCAUGGCCUUUGACUACGCGUCGGGAGCGACUACCGAGCGCUUCCAGAAUCCGCUGUGGUUCAUCACCGAGGCCAUUGCCGGCGCGGCCGACCUCCGCAGAGCGCUGGCCGUCGUGAAGGCCUUUGGCCGCCGCAUCGUAUCCACGGCCGUGGCCGACCGCGCAGCCCAGCAUGGGGGCAAAACUGCGUCCUUGUCACAGUCUCCCCUCACAUCCACAGACGCCGGCAGCAGUCUCGCCGACAGCAAAAUCAACGAGGUGUCGGGCAGUCUUAUCCAGUCGCUGCUCGAUGCCAUUUCAGACCAAGAGAUUGUCGCCGAUGCCGCGCUCAACUAUUUGUCCGCAGGACGUGAUACGGUCGCGCAGGGCCUGACAUGGACGUUUUAUAUGCUCAUGAAGCACCCCGACGUUGUCGACAAGAUCCGCCACGAGGCCAGGGGCGUGCUCUUUGCAGACUACGACGGCAGCGACAGCCGCAACAACACCAACCACAGCGACAACGGUGUCGACGACAGUAGCCGAGACUUUGCCCGCCUCACACCCGCCGCCAUGCCCUACACCAUGGCCGUCUUCUACGAGGGCCUGCGCCUCUUUCCCCCCAUCCCCUUUGAAAUUAAGCAGGUCGAGACCGCGUGUCUCGUCCUCCCCGACGGCACCGAGCUCCACCGCGGGGCCCUCGUCAUCUGGUGCUCCUGGGCCAUGAACCGCGCCCACCGUACCUGGGGCGCCGACGCCGACGAGUUUCGCCCCGAGCGGUGGCUGCAGCCGUCUGGCACAGAUGCUGGCGGCCCGCAGCGCCUCGUCGCGCGCAGUGCGUCCGAGUUCCCCGUCUUUCACGGCGGUCCGCGCACGUGCCUGGGCAAGAAGAUGGCCGAGUCCGUGGCCGUGCAGACCAUGGCCGCCGUCGCCUACUACUUUGACUUUGCGCUGGUGGACCCGAGUGUGGAGCGCGUCACCAAGACGAGCUUGACGCUGCCUAUGGAGGGUGGAUUGCCGUGUUACGUGCGGGCACGGGACGUUUGA
Molecule: messenger RNA, 1647 nt
Organism: Sporothrix schenckii 1099-18
Lineage: Eukaryota; Fungi; Ascomycota; Sordariomycetes; Ophiostomatales; Ophiostomataceae
Exons: 3
Coding region: 1-1647 (548 amino acids)
Molecular function (GO): iron ion binding; oxidoreductase activity, acting on paired donors, with incorporation or reduction of molecular oxygen; heme binding
Source: RefSeq, a predicted model, not a curated record